CCUUUACAAAUAUAAAAGGACAGAAGUAGUGGUCAAGUCACUAGCAGCAAGUGAAGCUAGGUGAAGAAUCAUCAUCAUCUGCUAAAAAUGGCGAUUUUGCAUAUUCACUUUAAAUUCACUACAAUAACCUGGAUCUUCUUCUUUUUCUCAUCUCUCUCCUGCUCCACUUCACACCUGCUGCAUAAUGCUCAUACUCGAAAAUUUGAGAUUGCUGAUGAUAUGUUCUGGAAAGAUGGCAAGCCUUUUCGAAUCAUCGGGGGUGAUCUUCACUAUUUUCGUGUUCUUCCUGAGUACUGGGAAGAUAGACUCUUGCGGGCAAAGGCAUUGGGUUUAAAUGCUAUUCAAACUUAUGUUCCUUGGAAUUUGCAUGAACCAAGGCAAGGCCAACUUGUUUUUGAGGGUAUUGCAGAUUUAGUCGCAUUUCUAAAACUGUGCCAGAAGCUGGAUUUUGUGGUUAUGCUUCGAGCUGGGCCUUACAUAUGCGGAGAAUGGGAUUUGGGUGGUUUCCCAGCUUGGUUACUUUCAAUCGAACCAGCUGUGAGACUUAGAUCAUCAGACCCGGCUUUCCUUCAUUUGGUUGAUAAUUGGUGGGGUAUCUUACUCCCCAAAAUGGCUCCUCUUCUCUAUAGCAAUGGAGGUCCUAUAGUAAUGGUUCAGAUAGAAAAUGAAUUUGGUUCGUAUGGAGAUGACAAAUCAUACUUGCAUCAUCUGGUAAAGUUAGCCAGAUCACACCUUGGAGAAGAGCUAACAUUGUAUACCACUGAUGGAGGUUCUAGGGAAACUCUUCAGAAAGGAACAAUUCGUGGCGAUGCUGUUUAUUCAGCUGUUGACUUUACAACUGGAGAUGAUCCAUGGCCUAUAUUCGAGUUGCAAAAGGAGUUUAAUGCACCCGGGAAAUCACCCCCUCUUUCUGCGGAAUUCUACACUGGUUGGCUUACUCAUUGGGGAGAGAAUAUUGCACACACAGACGCAAAGUCUACAGCAGCUGCUCUUGGAAAAAUAUUGGAAAAAAAUGGGUCUGCUGUUCUUUAUAUGGCACAUGGUGGCACAAACUUUGGAUUCUAUAAUGGUGCAAAUACCGGCGAGGGAGAGUCUGAUUACAAGCCUGAUCUUACAUCCUAUGAUUAUGAUGCACCCAUUUCAGAGUUUGGUGAUGUGGAUAAUGCAAAAUAUAAAGCAUUGCGGAGGGUGAUUGAAAAAUAUAGUGCAGUAUCCCUCCCUCCCCUCCCACGCAAUAACAAAAAGACUGGAUAUGGGAAUUUCAGGCUGCAGAGAACUGCAUUUUUGUUCGAUAUGCUUAACAAAACAGACCAUGCAGAUAUCUUAAAAUCUGAUGAUCCGGUUUCAAUGGAAGUCUUUGGAGAGAUGUUUGGACUGGUACUAUAUGCAUCUGAGUACAUUCAUAAAGGCAAAAAAAGUAUUUUAUCCAUACCAAAGGUGCACGACAGAGCUCAAGUGUUUGUCUCAUGCUCUACCAAAAAUAAGCAAGCUAGACCAAAAUAUGCCGGGACAAUUGAGAGAUGGUCGAAUCAAGCUAUAAGACUUCCGAAUCUCAGUUGCACUUCCCCCAUCAAACUACUAAUCCUGGUUGAAAACAUGGGUCGUGUAAAUUAUGGGCCAUAUAUGUUUGACAGGAAGGGUAUUCUUUCCUCCGUUUAUCUCGAUGGACAACCUAUCCAUAAGUGGAAAAUGCUAUCAGUGCCUUUCCAGAAAAUACCAGAAGUCAAGAAGAUAAGUCCAAUCUUGAAGGAUGCACUGUCUGACAAUAUCAAAAUAUCUAGCCACAGAAAACUGAAAAUUAACUUAGACUCAAUCUCAAAACAGCCAGCAUUCUAUGUUGGUAGUUUUGCUGUUGGAGAAGUUCAUGAUUCUUUCAUAUCAUUUACUGGCUGGGGUAAAGGAAUUGCGUUUGUCAAUGGGUUCAAUAUUGGCAGAUAUUGGCCAACAAAGGGACCACAAUGUAACCUUUAUGUUCCUGCUCCAGUCCUGCACCGUGGCCAAAAUGUUGUGGUCAUACUUGAACUGGAAUCUCCAAAUCCUGAUCUUCUGCUGAGCUCGGUUGAUGAUCCAGAUUUCACAUGUGGUACAAAAAGUUCAAAAGUGCAUCAGCUCUAAAAGUAAUACCGUACUACUUAAUCUGUGGCGAUUCUUUCAGUCUCAUGGAAUUAUAAUGCAGCUGAUAGAAAUUCAAGCCUUUCAUCUUCCUCUUGAACAUUAUGAGGCAGCCAGGUUUACACCUUGGUUCAGGUGGUACCAGUGUAAUCGAGACUGUUUUCACUUCGUAGAAGGAGAAACAGAGAUCAUUGGAAGAAAGAAAAGCAGCAAAGACACCUUUGAUUGCAAGAGAUUAGACCAUAGUUAUAAAAAUUGUAAGAAAUUGAGACAUGGUGGAACACUUUUGGUCUUAGGUUACUGACCAUAUUUUGGAUUUUCUUGUAGCACAAAUGUACUUUGUUAUGCUAGUUUGUAUAUAGGAAGACAACUCAUUUGAGCAAUA
This is a messenger RNA of Daucus carota subsp. sativus, 2497 nucleotides long. Its product is annotated as beta-galactosidase 17. Gene Ontology annotation, biological process: carbohydrate metabolic process. NCBI's taxonomy places the organism in Eukaryota, Viridiplantae, Streptophyta, Magnoliopsida, Apiales, Apiaceae. Gene Ontology annotation, cellular component: vacuole. Gene Ontology annotation, molecular function: beta-galactosidase activity. The record is from RefSeq and is a predicted model, not a curated record. Bases 88 to 2115 code for a protein of 675 amino acids. The transcript has 19 exons.